AUGUCUUACCUAGGAUCAAAGGCCGUCAAAUGUCUUGCAGCAGGCAUAGGUCUCGUUUCGGAAUCUAUAUCUGCACACAAGGCAAAGAACGUGCAACAAACGCAGUUAAGCGAGGAAAACAAUCAGCCAACAAGGAGUCUCUCAGAAGGCAGCACACGCGACUCACAUGAGCAUGAAGGCGGACAUCUCCCCCAAGAGAGAACCGCGAUAGACGCCUUGGAAGAGCAGUGGGAGCUCGACGAGGCCCAAGACGAACUAAGGCGCAGCCCAGGAGACAAAGAAAGUCCUCCAGACUAUAACGAAGCCCAAGAAGCCGUUGACGAAGUGAGUCUGGCUCACCGGUUUGCAUCUGAGUAUCCGCCUCCUGCAUACUCGCCGACUGAUGACAUCCCCGUACCGCAACUACCUGCGCCAAUUCUAUUGCCUCAGCGCAGGCCAAAGAACCGCAAGCGCGGCUUCGUUCGUGCCUAUGCACCGGACCUUGCCGACUUUGGUAUCGACCAGCCUAUGUUCUCUGAUUUCCUGGAUACUGCCGAGAAGGCUUGUCAGGGAGCGCGUUGGUUGAAUGCAAUUAACCUGGCAUCGAUUGGAACGAUGUUUAUGCCCAGUGCUACGGGAAUUGCUGUGUCUAUUGCCAUCCAGAUCGCUACUGAUGUUGCAAUUGCUGUAGAUGGAGCCCGGAGGACCAACACAUUCUUUGAUAAGCUGAAUCAAGAGUUCUUCCAGCCCCGUGGUCUCUUCUGCCUGGUCAUGACUUGGAAUCCUGAGUUACCGGAUGCCCCGUCUACGACUUUGGAUUUGAACUCCCUGAUCUUCAAGGCUACAGACAGAGGUGGUUCAGACAUGCUCAGCCGUCUUCGGCACAAGUUCAAGUCCUCCGACGGGAAAGGAUUUAUCUUCCCCGAGGUAGCACCUUUGGUAUUCCCAGAGCUUGACCAGCUGGCCUCGGACGAAGAUGCAGAAAAGAAGCUCUCAAAGACCAAGAAGAAGAGGGAGUUCGUGAGCAACUACUGGGACAAGCGAGCCCAAGCUAAAUUCGCAACAAACAAUCCUGACAGUAAUUUAACCCAAGGACCAAAGCCCACAUUUACCUCGCGCUAUGCCGAUCCCAAUCACCCUGCCAGCAGCGGCGACCUGCUUGCUCUGGUGACUGGAGGCCAUCUCUCCAUGGACAAAUUGCAGCGCCUGAAGGGUGCUCGUCCAGGUCUAGGACGUACUCGCGGUUCAUACAAUCAGGAACCAUACGCCAGCCAUAACUACUCUUACUCACAAAAUGAAUCGCGGUCUAACCCUCCCGCUCCUCAUGCUCCUCAUGGGCGACCUCUGGGGAUGGGUAUCAUUGGAGAAUUGAGGGGUGCACGAGACUCCCGCUGUCCCAGACAGAGAGGUUCUUAUGGCUCGAGUGCGUACCAGGCUCAAACUGGUGAAUACAGAGUGUUUGAUCGACGAGCUCGUGGUGACCGCGGGCAAAACAUUGGCCUUCUUACGCCGAUUGCGAAACUGCGUCAGCAAACGGUCUUAUACUUGGCCAUUGUCAAUAUGCCGUCUGAAGCUGAAAUGGCCCAGGCUCGUGAAGCCUUGGGUGCAUGA
Penicillium arizonense is the source of this 1590-nucleotide messenger RNA. RefSeq lists its product as uncharacterized. The transcript has 3 exons. Bases 1 to 1590 code for a protein of 529 amino acids. The record is from RefSeq and is a predicted model, not a curated record. NCBI's taxonomy places the organism in Eukaryota, Fungi, Ascomycota, Eurotiomycetes, Eurotiales, Aspergillaceae.